Messenger RNA from Chelonus insularis, 1800 nucleotides. RefSeq lists its product as uncharacterized. Lineage: Eukaryota; Metazoa; Arthropoda; Insecta; Hymenoptera; Braconidae. The transcript has 7 exons. The coding region runs from base 292 to 1269 and encodes 325 amino acids. The record is from RefSeq and is a predicted model, not a curated record. Gene Ontology annotation, molecular function: protein binding.
CUUGUUGCACAUAAUAUUUUGUUUCUAUUCUAAAAUUAUAUUACACAAGUGUUGGUUAAUGCAAGAAAAUAAUAAUCACACAAAUAUAUUAUUUCCGGAACGUCACUAAUUAGUUUUUCCUAUUCAUGAUGAAAUAUCUUCAAUAAAACACUGAAUUUGAGUCCAAUUAAAUUGCGUAUUUAAUUGAACUGCAACACUGAACAUUAUCUAUAAGUUUUGAGCGAAACUAAACAAAACUGUAUAGGUUAAGUUGAAUUGAAGUUUAGCUUUAGAAAUUUGUGAAGUUUGUCCAUGGGAUUUAUUGAUAAUGAAUUACAAGAAGUGUCCAGACUCUGUCAAAAUGUUGUCCAAGGAAGUAAAUUGGUUUCUUGUGUGCAAUCAAUGGUUCGAGCAGAAAUAAUAAAGACUGAUUUUAAGAAGAUCAUCGUCUGUAUUCAAUUUCCGAAAGAUUACCCGCAUACUCCGCUUCUUAUUGAAUUAAAAAGUAAAACUCUUUCAUCUAAAUUAUUAUCAGGACUCACGGAUGUCUGUGAGAAGAAAUGUAAACAAAUCUUGGGAAAGGCACAAAUUCUUCCAACUUUAAAAUUCAUCUCAAACUUUAUUGAAGAAAAUCCAUUAAUUUGUUGUUAUGAUGAAAUUACAACAAUAAAAAAACUUUUAGGAGAUCAAGACAGUUUAAAGCUGAAGCAGAAAUCUUCUUCAGUCAAUUUGGAAAUUCGUCAAGGUCUCUAUUUUUAUAAAACGAAAAUUAUUAUUCCAGAUGAUUAUCCUACAUCAGCAGUGAAGAUCACUGAGGUGGAAACAAAUUUUCCAAAAUUGUUUACUCGUUAUUUUCUUGGACAAGGUCAAGAAUUGGGACGCCAGUGUGUAGAGCCACCAUUAAAAAAGAAGCUCAAUCACAUAUUUUCUCCAACUCCUUCUUUAAAUACUGUGACAUCCUUUCUUAUCAGAAGUGUUAAAGCAUUACCAAAUGAAAAAUGUCAGCUUUGCAAAAAAGUUUGUUUUCCUGCUGAUCCGUCCUUCGCAAUUCUAGAUGAAAAUGCUGAUGUACAUGUUGAGAGACUCUAUUGUAGUCAUCUCUUUCAUCUACAGUGUCUCAUGACAUUUAUGAAAACACCUCCAUUUCAUGGUGGUAAAAAAUGUCCAUCAUGUGGAAAGCAAGUAUUCCAUGACAAAUGGGGUGUUAGCGAUAAGUUAGCAGAGGACCGAUGGGCACAUGAACAAGCGCGUGCUAGAGAACUUGCAGAAGUGGCAGAUUUUUUCGAGUAAAUCAGGACUAAUGUAAUACACAGUCCAAUAUUAUAAUCUUUUUUUAUUGGAAGUAUGAAAUACUAUAUUGUGGUGGAUAACAGGUUUGUUAAUGAUAAUUUGCAUAAGUUUAUGAAUACCAAAUAUUUCAUGAUUAAUUUACGAAAAAUUAGUCAAUUAUUUAAGUACAACUUUACAUGACAUCUAGAGAAAUAUAUUUGCCGUAUUUGUAUAAAUAAAAUGCAAACAUUUCUGGGAAAUAAUUGUGAGUUGUAUAGAGACGAUUUUUUGAUCAAUCGAUAAUAUUUUUUUUAACUGAAAAUUUAACAAAAAAACAUAUUUAAUAUAUUAUACAUUUGGAUUAAAAUAAAUUUUAUUAAUUAAGUUGAUCAAAAAUUUGUUUUUAGACCCUACAAAAAAAUUAGUUUAUAAAAACUUGGUCAAAUACUACUGAUAGUACUAGUGGUAGAACGAUAUAGUUAUAGUGGCAUAUUGAUCCUUACUACUACCUAAGGUGAUCCUCUACAUUUUUUUCUUUAAGCCGGUUUCUCU